Lytechinus variegatus (green sea urchin) is the source of this 584-nucleotide messenger RNA. Its product is annotated as monocarboxylate transporter 7-like. Gene Ontology annotation, molecular function: monocarboxylic acid transmembrane transporter activity. The record is from RefSeq and is a predicted model, not a curated record. Lineage: Eukaryota; Metazoa; Echinodermata; Echinoidea; Temnopleuroida; Toxopneustidae. Bases 76 to 444 code for a protein of 122 amino acids. The transcript is spliced from 2 exons.
CGAACGGGUCUAUUAUCUUACACCAAACUCUUUUAACUUUGAUUUAAUCAUUCGUACCGAUAACAAUGAAUAAUAAUGAAGCCUCCAACCGAAGGAAACAUUUUGAAUUGGCGGUGGGGAUACGCGAUCGUGUUCUGUAAGUUUACCCUUCUGGUGUUCGAUGGAGGCAUCGCGAAAUCGUUUGGCGUUCUUCUCCAUGAGAUGGUGGUGAGAUUAAACUCAAGCUAUGCCAUUGUUGGGUUCAUCUGCAGCCUGCCAUCUACCCUCACAUACCUCGCAGGCCCAUUAGUAUCUCUAUUACUAGAAAGGAUGAACGAUCGACUGGUCGCCGGGGGAGGAGCAAUACUCAGCGCGACUUGCCUUCUGAUAUGCGCUUUUUCAACUAAUGUUGUACUUCUGGGCGUGUGUCUUGCAUUAACAGGUAAGGGAGAUUACAGGCGAUGAAUAUACUCAAACCAUUUCAUUAUCAUCAUCGUAAAAAAUUGAAUACAGCGUAACCGUUGAAGUCAUUAACUACCACGGAUCAGUUUUAUUUCGAUUUGAUGAAAAGUAUGAAACAAUAUCAUUAUGAUCACUCACUAUUC